UAUACAGCGAGAGGUCAGAGAAACGUCAGAUUGCUCAAGAUGUCGGUCGUUUGUCUCUCGUCCUUGGGUCGCUGUAGCGCCGUGGCAUUCCGUUCUUCCGCCGGAAUGGUGGCGGUUCGGUAUGCCCAGACAGCAGCGGCCACAGCCCCACAGCCUAGAAUCAAGAAGUUCCAGGUGUACCGCUGGGACCCAGACACAGUUGGGGACAAGCCCCGCAUGCAGACCUUUGAUAUUGACCUCAACACCUGUGGCCCCAUGGUAUUAGACGCCCUCAUCAAGAUCAAGAAUGAGAUGGACGGCACUCUGACUUUCCGUCGGUCCUGCAGAGAGGGUAUCUGCGGAUCCUGUGCAAUGAACAUCAAUGGAGGCAACACACUGGCCUGUCUGAACAAGAUUGACACCAACACCAGCAAGGCUACCAAGAUCUACCCUCUGCCACACAUGUACGUGGUCAAGGACCUGGUGCCUGAUAUGAGUAAUUUCUAUGCUCAGUACAAGUCGAUCGAGCCCUACCUGAAGAAGAAAGAUGAGACAAAUGAGGGAAAGGAACAAUACCAUCAGACUGUGGAGGACAGACAAAAACUGGACGGGCUGUAUGAAUGUAUCCUGUGUGCGUGCUGUAGCACCAGCUGUCCCAGCUACUGGUGGAAUGGAGACAAGUACUUGGGACCUGCUGUCCUCAUGCAGGCCUACCGUUGGAUGAUCGACUCGCGAGACGAGUUCACAGAGGAGCGUCUGUCCAAGCUGCAGGAUCCUUUCUCCCUCUACCGCUGUCACACCAUCAUGAACUGCACUAAGACCUGCCCCAAGGGCCUGAACCCAGGGAAGGCGAUUGCAGAGAUUAAGAAGAUGAUGGCCACUUACAAGGAGAAGAAAUCAGCUGCUGCUUGAACCCCCCCAUAAAUUAUACUAUAAUUAAGAUUCCCUACCAGUGGGUUCUGCUGGGCCUGCACACCUGUUAACUUCAACACCUCCACACUCUAGCACUACUGACUGACACUGGACUCCAAGGGAAAUGGGUGCACGCUGGAUUGGUGUGUGUACUGUAGCGAGCGUGUGUUUGUGUGAAUGCAUGGGUGCAUACUGUAUGUGAGACUUGACCCACUGAUUUAAAUGGUGCAUUCCUUAGUUCAUAUACCCAUUGUUUGGUCUCGUGUGGGUGGGUUUGAGUUCAGAGUGUGAUGGAUUCACAGAUAUUAAAUAUGUAUAUGAUCUGCAGCUCUUCCGUCAUAACUAUAUCUAUCAGGAGUCUGCUUGUAAUAAAUCCAAUGCUUUAAUGCCUGCCAUUGUUUCCUUUGUUAUUACGCCUGCUUCUGACCGGAUGUCUCUUUCACUUUAUUUCUUUAGUAAUAGUUAUCACCUCUCGGCUUUCAGCACCUUCAUUGAGUGGCUUGAUUCUUUGUACAGCAUUUGAAUGGUGAUGGAUUUUAGGAUCAGCUAAAAAUAAACUGAACUUGUGUGCUACA
Salvelinus namaycush (lake trout) is the source of this 1466-nucleotide messenger RNA. It is a transcript of the gene sdhb, whose product is annotated as succinate dehydrogenase complex, subunit B, iron sulfur (Ip). The transcript is spliced from 8 exons. Lineage: Eukaryota; Metazoa; Chordata; Actinopteri; Salmoniformes; Salmonidae. Bases 40 to 891 code for a protein of 283 amino acids. Gene Ontology annotation, molecular function: 2 iron, 2 sulfur cluster binding; electron transfer activity. Gene Ontology annotation, cellular component: mitochondrial membrane. Gene Ontology annotation, biological process: respiratory electron transport chain; tricarboxylic acid cycle; aerobic respiration. The record is from RefSeq and is a predicted model, not a curated record.